GGAGGAGGAGGAGGACGAAGGCAGGGAUUAGCGCUGGGCCGGCUGGCGCAGAGGCGCGGCUGAGCGCUCCGGCGGGAGCUCAGGGCCCUGCGGCCCGUGCAGGGGCGGGAGGAGCGGAGAUGCGGCUGCUCCCGCCGCGCCGUUAAAGCUGCCGGUCACUCGCCCGCGGGAGGAGGAGGAAGGAGGGCGGCGAGCUCCUUCCUCCUCGUUGCGCCGCGGGGCGCGGGCAGGCCUUCCUCCCGCUCAUCCCAGCCCCGAGCUGGAGCCGCCGCCGCCCCCUCUGCCUUCCUGCGCUCUUCCCACCAUGAGCGGGGCCGUUUUCACCUCGUAAAGAUGGCGGUGAGGGAUCGCUGCAACCUUUAGACUAAUGACUGUCAGAAACAUCGCCUCCAUCUGUAAUAUGGUUCUUCAAGAGCAGCUCCACACAGUUGCCAGCUUCCCUCCAUGUGGUGCCCCAGCAUGCCUUGUGCUGGCAAUGCCACACAUACCAUUCAGCUGCCCUGGAGAACAGAGCCUGCCUCCGGGGGCACCAAUGCCUCUGCUCUGGAAAAAGACAUUGGCCCAGAGCAGUUUCCCAUCAAUGAACACUACUUUGGAUUGGUCAAUUUUGGGAACACCUGCUACUGUAACUCCGUGCUGCAGGCAUUGUACUUUUGCCGGCCAUUUCGGGAAAAUGUGUUAUCAUACAAGGCCCAGCAGAAAAAGAAGGAAAAUCUCUUGACUUGCCUGGCAGAUCUUUUCCACAGCAUUGCUACUCAGAAGAAGAAAGUUGGAGUUAUUCCACCAAAGAAGUUCAUAUCAAGGUUAAGAAAAGAGAAUGAUCUCUUUGACAACUACAUGCAACAGGAUGCACAUGAGUUUUUAAAUUACUUGCUGAAUACCAUCGCCGACAUUUUGCAGGAGGAGAAGAAACAAGAAAAGCAAAAUGGGAAAUUGAAAAAUGGCAACAUGAACGAAGCUGAAGAGAACAAUAAGCAAGAACUCACCUGGGUGCAUGAGAUUUUUCAGGGAACACUGACUAACGAAACUAGAUGUUUGAACUGUGAAACUGUUAGUAGCAAAGAUGAAGAUUUUCUUGACCUUUCUGUUGAUGUGGAGCAGAACACAUCAAUUACACACUGUCUAAGAGACUUCAGUAACACAGAGACAUUAUGUAGUGAGCAGAAAUACUACUGUGAAACGUGCUGCAGUAAACAAGAGGCACAGAAAAGGAUGCGAGUAAAAAAGUUGCCAAUGAUUCUUGCCUUACACCUCAAGAGAUUCAAAUACAUGGAGCAAUUGCACAGGUAUACUAAGCUGUCUUAUCGCGUAGUAUUUCCUCUGGAAUUACGUCUCUUCAACACAUCUGGUGAUGCUGUCAACUUAGACCGGAUGUAUGACUUAGUAGCUGUUGUCGUCCACUGUGGAAGUGGACCGAAUCGUGGGCACUAUAUUACUAUUGUGAAAAGUCAUGGAUUUUGGCUCUUGUUUGAUGAUGACAUUGUAGAGAAAAUAGAUGCUCAAGCUAUUGAAGAAUUUUAUGGACUGACCUCUGAUAUAUCAAAAAAUUCAGAGUCUGGUUAUAUUUUAUUCUACCAGUCAAGAGAGUGACUUGGGAAAUUGUGACAACUGCACACAACGGCUCUGCAGGCAAAGAAGGUGAUGGCCCCCUGAACUGACUUUUACAAACACCUCAUCCUGUAUGGUUGAAAAAUGACCUAUUCUGUCUCUCAUUAAAUGGCCCAUGUGGUACUGACCAUAACCAUUCAUUUUGACAUGCAGAACUUUCUUUUGGGAGGGGAGGGUAGUUUGUUGUUUUUAAGUCUGAUUGAAAAGUUAAUUGCAGUCAGAUUUCAGUGGAAUUUGUAUGGGCUAACAUUUACACAUCAUAAGAAUUAGAUGUCAACUGUUAAACCAAAUCCAGAUAGAUAGAGCAGUAUUUUAUAUGGAAGAGCUCACUGUGUUUAGGCCAAAAUUUUUUAUAGCUUUCUAGAUGAUUUUGGAGUGUAAGGGGAAAAGAUCUGCUUCAUAAUGACUGGAAUUGUCAUAGGGGAUUUUUUUUUUUACAUGUUUCCCUCAACUGCAAAGAAAGUUAAUCUUCCAAAAUCAUUUAAGCUUUGGGGUCGUUAAAAACUUUCAGUGUAUAAUGUUAAGCCAAAAUUCACUUAGAGGGAUUUGAAUUACAGUGGAACUAAGCAAUAUUGUACGCCCAAUCAAUGUGAUAGUACAGACGAGGUGAGAUUUCAGAACUUACAGAGCACUGGAGUAAAGGCAGCAGGAUGACACUUGCAACACAGAGAUAAAUUACAUUUAUAGAUAUUGAGCUUAUCAUUCUGUUAAAACAAUAUAAUACAUUCUUUACUUAAUUGAAUUUGCAGAGAUAACAACAGUGCUCACAUACAAUAUAUCCAUGAGGACUGAAAUGACACAGUCCUGCUGCAGAUGUGCUGUUGGUACGCUAUAUAAAACAGGUCUUCAUCCUGCAAUUUUAUUUUAUUUUUUUUUUUUUUUGAAUAGUUGACAGCAUUUUGAUCAGGCUUAGUCCUACUGUUUCUGAAUUUACUAGGUGAAUUUGGCUGGCAAUAGUCAUGCACAGGCUAAUAAAACCAUCAAACACACAUACUGGAAUAUGGCAAAGAAGAAGUGUAGAAGGAAGUAUGAAUAGAGUAUGAGAAGGGAUGGAAAGCAGGAUGAGGCAGCGGCAGCACUGGGUCAAGCACUUGCUUGAUUCAACACUCCAUUGUACAGUGCUUGAACCUCAGCACUCGAAUACCUAUUCCAAUUAAAUCAACAGCAAAAAACCUCCUGUUGUCUUCAGGGGGCUGAGAACUGUUUCUAGUAUUUGCCAAGACACUUUCUCAUCUCACAGAAUACAUUUCUACUUGUUACGUUUUAUUCAUUCUUGUUUAGUAUCUAUUAGACAAUGUUGCUUUGGGUACUUCUUUAGAAGCCUGCCUGCCAUGUUGUGGCAGACAUUGUUUCAGAACACAGCUUCUGAAGUACAGCUAAAUCUUCUAUUUCUGUUUUCUGUAGGAAAGAUAAAAAUAUUUUUUACUGUAAUCUGUGAAAUGUGAAAUACCUUUUUGUUGAAUAAUGGGGAAACUGAAAUACUAGCUUCUACACCAACAUCGACUGAACAGCUGGAUUUAUCAAUGGCCAUUUUGUAAACAAAGGAAAUGUAGCACUUUACUCUGAAGAAGGAACGGAAGUGAGCUUUUCAUGUGACAUUAUUUGUGGUUUAUCAUGUUGUUAUGCUAGUACAAGAAAAAAGAUGUAGAGUGUAAUCUUAGGGUGCUCGGGUACAUGAAUAGUAGAGCUCUGCAGAGAUCACUCACGUGAAUGAAGGUUGUCCUGCAGGCUACAGACAAGCAUAAUUGGGAUGCCAUUCUUGUUCUUAUAUCAACGAUGGAAUGAAAUGUUCUGUCUGUAACACAAAAGACAGACAUUCUACAGGAGACUUGAGCUCUCACUGAAGCCCAGGACAUUUUCCAGUGUCAAGCUAAACCUGUAAAUCCUGAUUUAAUGGAUUUAGUUAAUGUGCAUUCCAAAUUUCCACAUAAAAAAUAUAAUAAUUACUUGCCUUUUAAAACAGAAGCGUUUUCUGCUCAUGAAUGAAGGCACCUUCCAGAUCAGCAUUCACCAGAGUUGGUCUAAGGGUCUGUACUUCAUGGUUUACUGCCGGAAGUUCAUAGGGCAUUCUUCAGUUUCCAGACAAGCAACAAUAAGACAUUCUUAGUGUGGCUCAUGUUUGUAUGUAAAGUAGUUUUGCAUAAAAAUUCUGUUAAAAUUGGUUCAAUUUUAGGAUACCUUUUUUUAAUAUUUGAAAUAACUUAUCUGAAAAAUUAUUUUUAAUUAUUGGUUGGACCGGAUGAUCUUAGAGGUCUUUUCCAACCUUGGUGAUUUUAUGAUUCUAGUAAUAUUUAAAUGAUAAAUUAUAGGAAGCUAAUCUUUGCUUUUCUCCAGCUGCAAGACAGCUCUAGGUUGUAAACCAUACAGAUAAUUGCUAUGUGUUAUUGAGAGCAAAAUUCAUAGAGUAAGCUUUUUACCAAGUAUGAAAAUCAUGCUCAGAAAUGAGGUGCCCAGCUCUUCUGCUAUAACUAACAAGAAAUGCACAAAAUCUGUGACAAAUUACUGGAAAGGUUUGUCUCAUGAAAGAUCAUGGAACUGAUAUGACACCAGUCCACCAUCAGCGUUCUGACGUUAACUCUGAAAAAUCACGGAAUACUCACUUUAUGCUAGGAACAGCUAAAAAAGGAGUAUUUUCUUAUGAUUCUGAAAAGUUGUGGUCAUAAUUCCAUAAAUCAUAUCCAAGCUGCAGCAUGCUGAGUGUCUUGACUUCAGUCUGGCAAAAGCUGUCCAUCACAGCUGUGUGAGCAGUUUCCUUUGGACAGGAGAAGUUCUCAUCUAUGUCAAAUUAAAAAACAUUUGCGUGAGUUUUGCAGGAUUAGAAUCUUCACAGGAACGAUAGUAUGAUUGACAGCUUUUUAUUUGAUUAAAUAAAAUGCAAUCCUAUCUCUCACGCUUAUACAUAGAUUUCCAGUCCCUUAUAUAAGAACAGUAAAGUAUCUAGGACAAUCACAGCUUUUCAGCCAGCAGACAGAAAAUAAAAAUGUAGUACGUGUCUAACAGUGCCCUGUGCUUCCCUAAAAUUGCUGCUUUUAUAAUAUUUGGUUUUGAGUGUAUUAGGCCUAAUGGCAUCUGAAAUUCUCUACCUCUUUCACAUGCUGCUGCUGAGAAGUGCUACCCAUUUGUUAAGCUUUUAAAACUUAUUAUGUUCUCACUUAGAGAAAAGAACAGUUCCAUCGUAUGCCAUUUUUCCACCAAACCCAAUGAAGCACUGCAGUGUGGAUUAAUCAGUUCUCUUAGAGUAUGAGCUCAGACCUCAACUUUUCCACAGAGCAAGCUGUCAAAGUUUUAUGUAAUUUCUAUUUCUGGGACACAGCAGAGGGAGGCAGAAGAAGUAGUGAUGGAGAAACAUAUCAGUGAAGCAGAACACCUUGUUGCAGUCCCAAAAUGCCUCCUGUCAAUUCUUUAUUAAUAAUUUACAGUUACCACAGAGAAACAGAUAACAUCUUAAAGAUCUUAUUCCCUUAGCAGUUGGAGUGAAGAAGAUAAAGCAGUAUGUGUUUCCUUCACAUUAGAUUGAGUAAAGAUAUUAAAGAUCCAAGCUGCAACUGAAAUCUGUCUACAUGGUGGCUCCUAAUGUGCUGCCACGCCUCUCUUUCAUCUUCAGACAUGACAUGUCGUUCACCCACCUGUUACAACAUCACGUACGUGGGACCUGAGCUGAUAACUUGCAGCUACCUGUGGUGUGAUGCUUCUCAGCAGCAGACCCUUCUUGUUUCAUCUCUAUUUUUUGCUGCUUGUGGCUGGCGACUUGGAGCAGUAUCUUGCAGCUGAAUGUGUACUAGAGAUAUUAAGAAGUUUUGGCUUCAUUCCAUGUUAGUACUUUUUAUCAAAUUCUGUUUUAAUUUAUUUCUUUUUUUGUUGCUCUGUUAAUGUAUUUGUAUAAUAAGUAAUUUAAGUGGUUAAUAUUACUGUUUCUCUGUUUUAAUUUGUACGUACUUUGAGUUUUUACAUGCAAACAACCCAAGCACUUUAAGCAUCAAUGUCAAUAUUGUGAAAUUCCAAUCGGCUUAUCACUUUGCUGUUGGCUUUUUGUUUUGUAUUCUUUCGCUUUGGAACCCUUUGCUUACUAUCCAGCAUAUCCAGUUACAGCCGAAUUUCCAUUUCUAUGUUUAGAGUUCUAGUUGGGUGGAAAUUUGGGAAGCCCAGAUUUGUUCAUACAUAUUUGUUCCUACAUAACAAAAAUGCAGUAUUCACUGUAUGUCUGUCCUCUCACCUUGUAUAGAAAUAUGUACCUGAUGAAUGCAUUAACACUGCAUGUUUUGCAGUCUUUUUGCACUCUAUCUGCUAGCCCGUCAGGGAAUGGCUGCAAUCCUUCCAUCUGUUACAUUUAUCAAUGAUCAUAAUUUUGAGAAGCCCCACUUCUUCCAGGAAAAAUCUUUUUUUACUAAACACACAGUUAAGCCAGUAUUCAACCAAUAAUGCACGUAUUGUUCUUUGCCAUUUUAUCUGCACUCUGUGCAAUCUCAAACACGAGCAAUCUGAAGAGCUGCAUUUAUUCUUGGCCCUUGUGUGAGUACAAGCAAAGAGAGAAAUCUUUACAUAUCUUCCUUCUCCUCACUAGGGUUCGUAUAAAGGCAAGGUGAGAAGCGGGGUAUGAGCUGGUGAUUAAAAAAAAAGUAUACCCAUCCAUCUAUCAGAGACACUGGACAUUCCUUAUAGAGCAGUGUUGGUGGUAACCAUAUCAGAAAGUUACUUCAUGUUGUUGGGGCAAGGGUUAUUGUUAGGUUUUUAGACUUAAUAUUCUGUUUGACAACGAAAAGCCCUGGCCUUUUUCUGUUGCUGCGGUGUUUUUUUCUCAGUUUAACAUGGCACUGAAUAUUUAAAUAUCCCUUGGCAAGCCUCAAGAGACACGCUUUUAAUUUCUUUCCAGCUAACAUGCUUUACUUCAAAGAGAUUACUUGAACACAGCCACAAGAGCAAUUUAGAUUAGCACAGCCCUUUUGCUUACAAGGUCAGAUAACACCUACCAGGAGGCAUGUGCCCACCUGAUGGGACCAGCUGGGCUAAACCAGUACCUUUUUACGCACUAAUGAUCCCUUACCCCCUGGGAGGUUUGUUUGCUGGCUUUGCCUGAAGGAUUUAAUAUAAGACUGCACAUAACUCCCUUUAUUUCACGGUCUCGGAGUUGCUAUAAUUCUUUAAUAAAUCUACUUCAUUGGGUUAUCAGGGCUUGGAGUAUUGCACAAUAUAUAAUAAAUUAACUUCUCUGUGCCAUUCACAAUGGUCAGUUUGGCAGCCUAAUGCAUAUGAUGAAGGCUAUUACAGGUGGCAGCUUCACUAUGUGUAAGACUACUGAAGAGUAAGAGAUUUUUCUGUUAGCAUAGUAGGGCUGUAGGUCUGAACUGGCAUGUAACACCUUAACCCCCAGCCUACCCCGAUGAAGUUGAUGCUCCACAUUUUAGGUAACUCUACCCCCUCUCCCAGGUGUUCCAAAAAGGCAGAAGAAAACUCUUUGGGAAGAUGCCUUGCAGUUCACCAAAAAACUUUGCCUGCCACAGUAGAUAAUUCAGAAAUAUUUACAUUCCCUCUCCCCCUGCCCCCGAACCCUUAAUACAUAUACAUUCCUUAAAGAGGCUGUGCUCAAACAUCAGCAUUCUAUUUGCCACAGCAUUCAUAUUCUAGUGUCCCAUGAUGGAUUCUAUUCAUAUUUUCUUGUCUUCUCACAGCUCUCGUUCUAAUAGUAAGAGCAACUCCAGGGGCAGCUGUAUUACCCAUUCGAGUGCUUUUCCUAGAGAUGAUUUUCCAGCUUCAGUGGCUUUCAUUAAAGAUCACUAACAGGAGCUCUGUCACUCACCCAUGCCUCUUUGGGAGUGAAGUCAGCAUCACUGCAUGAAUAUGGGUGUAGGGAGGGAAGAAGAAAGAGUACAGGCAGAAAUAUGGAAAGAGCUGGUUUGUCCAAGGCUUUGGGUGUAUAUAUCUGUAAAUACAUAGUCCCUAUCUAACUGGUCCUAAAGGUGCAAUGGUAGUAAAACUACUCAUAUAUUUUGUGCUAGUUUUUUUAAAUGGAGUAAGAGGUAGUAAAACUAUUAGGCAUACAACUGGGGACACAUAAAAAUACUGAAUUUCUUGUAAAGCGUACAAUACACAGUGUGCGUGUAUCAGAGUAUCUACUCUUUUUAAUCAUGUACCUGUAACUAAACCAUGCACUACCUGCAAAACUGUAAGAUAAAUCUCAUGUUGAAUAUUAAGGUUGUAACAUAAGAAAUCGGUAUUUUCUCCUGUUAACAUGUUUAUAUUUUACAUAAAAUAAACUCCCUAGCUGAUGUUGCUUCCAUUCA
Molecule: messenger RNA, 7886 nt
Organism: Numida meleagris (helmeted guineafowl)
Lineage: Eukaryota; Metazoa; Chordata; Aves; Galliformes; Numididae
Gene: USP46
Product: ubiquitin specific peptidase 46
Exons: 10
Coding region: 445-1590 (381 amino acids)
Biological process (GO): protein deubiquitination
Cellular component (GO): nucleus; cytosol
Molecular function (GO): cysteine-type endopeptidase activity; cysteine-type deubiquitinase activity
Source: RefSeq, a predicted model, not a curated record